Ananas comosus (pineapple) is the source of this 1264-nucleotide messenger RNA. RefSeq names its product GDSL esterase/lipase At2g04570-like. The coding region runs from base 153 to 1217 and encodes 354 amino acids. The record is from RefSeq and is a predicted model, not a curated record. Gene Ontology annotation, molecular function: hydrolase activity, acting on ester bonds. The transcript has 3 exons. NCBI's taxonomy places the organism in Eukaryota, Viridiplantae, Streptophyta, Magnoliopsida, Poales, Bromeliaceae.
AGGUGGUCGUCUCGCUAACGCUCUUGCUGCCAUCCUCGCCUUUCCCGUUCUUCCAUUGUUCUCUCUUCUGCUCCUCUACGUACACAGACAAAUCUCUCUCUCUCUCUCUCUCUCUCUCUCUCUCUCUCUCUUGAUCUCAUUGUGCGUGAUCAAUGAGAGAGGCAAGCAAGAAGAGCCUUCUCUUCAUCCAACUGAUGCUCCUCCUAAGUCUGUCUGCACCGCCGCAUUACGCCGCCGCUAAGGUGACUGCCAUCUUCGUGUUCGGGGACUCGACAGUGGAUGCCGGGAACAACAACCAGAUCCCGACAACGCUGCGGAGUAAUUUCAAGCCCUACGGGCGCGACUUUGCAGGCCAGAAGCCCACCGGCAGGUUCAGCAACGGUCGUAUCGCCACCGACUUCUACUCCGAGGCGUUCGGGCUCCGGCCCUUCGUGCCGGCCUACCUCGAUCCGGAGUACGGCAUCAAGGAUUUCGCUGUCGGUGUUUGCUUCGCGUCGGCCGGUUCCGGACUCGAUGUUGCUACAUCAGACGUUCUUAGUGUGAUACCCUUGUGGAAGCAAGUUGAGUUCUUCAAAGAGUACCAAACCAGAUUGGUAAGCUAUCUCGGAGUUGACCGUGCCAAGGAAACAAUAAGCGAAGCAGUGUACGCCAUCAGCAUCGCAACAAACGACUUCAUUGAGAACUACUUUGCGUUCACGUCAAACCGGUUCCUCGAAUUCACCGUCGACGAGUACGAGGACUACCUUGUCGGACUCACGCGCGAGUUCAUCAUAGAAAUCUACAACUUGGGAGCUCGGAAGAUCGGUUUCACUGGCAUGUCAGCGAUGGGGUGUCUGCCGAUGGAGCGGAGCAGAAACUUCAUGCUUGAAUGCGUGCAGGACUACAACAAGGUAGCUAGGGACUUCAAUACGAAGGUACAGACAAUGUGUGAAGAGCUGGGGGCUACAUUGCCAGGGAUCCAGCUUAAAGUGGCUCAGCUCUAUGACUACUUUCUUCACAUCAUCCAAAAUCCAUCCCUCUACGGGUUUGAGAACGUGGAGGUUGGAUGUUGCGCUACUGGGUUGUUCGAGAUGGGCUUUCUGUGCAACCAGUGGAGCCCUUUCACGUGCACGGAUGCAACCAAAUAUGCUUUCUGGGAUGCGGUCCACCCAACCGAGAAGAUGAGCCGAAUCAUCGCCGACUACUUGUUGAACACCACAUUCUUACAUUUCAUUUGAUUUUUAUGGGGCAGACUUCUACGUACGAAGCCUCAUACCUUGUGAUA